CAAGCAUCAGCCUGCCAUCGCCUACCUUUUGGUCCGCUACCAUCAGCUCCAAAAUGAAGCGCCUUACCCAAUUACCUUUCGCAGAGAGCUCUAUUGCUAUCAGAAGCUGCUCACGGCCUCGAACGGUCCCUAACGCCGUUCAGAGAUGUAUUCAUACGACGCCAUCGAAGCCAGCAACCGUAGUUGGAAAUCUCACGGCGACUGGCCCUCCGCCUACGGCGCCGACGCCAAGCGCUGAAUAUGUGGACUCAAGAGUUGCAAGACGGCGGAAACAGGCGGAGCUACUGACGAGAGGGCAGGAUCUCAGAGCUGUCUCCGGGGGUAAUGGAGGUGGAACGGCAAAGUUGAAGAGGUUUUGGAAGGAUGUGCAUGUAAAGCAUGCGGAUGAAGGACUCCAAAUCCACCUCGACAAGCGCCCUCUCCGCCGUCCUACGAAACAGAUCCUCACAAUCCCGCACAACAAGCCCCAUCUCGCCUCCGCCAUAGCCCUUGAAUGGGAUCUUCUUGUCUCAGCUCAACAGGCUCUUCGGCAGCACCUAAUUCCUCUGACCUCCCUCGUCUCUCGGGCUCUCGAUAUCGCCGAUGAAGACGCAUCCGGCGGCGGCGAGAUCCGCGCAAACAUCGUCAAGACAGUUAUGCGAUACCUCGACACCGAUUCCUUGCUCUGUUGGGCACCCGAAGCAUCGCCCGAUCCACCCGGGUAUGAAGUCCAUGCGAGCAGGACCGAGAGUUUGAGAUCCAUUCAACAGAAGACGGCAAUGCCUAUUAUUGCUUAUCUGACGGAGAAGGUGUGGCCCGGCAUCGAGAUUGUGCCGGUGCUCGACCCGGAUAGCAUCUUGCCAAAGAGCCAGCCGCAGAUGACAAAGGAUGUGAUCAAGGGCUGGGUAAGUGGGUUGCCUGCCUUUGAACUGGCUGGUUUAGAGAGAGGUGUCUUGGCCGGGAAAGGAUUGCUGGGCGCUGCGCGGCUGGUGGUAGAAUGGAGCUCGGAGUUGACGCACCUGAGGAAUGGUGAGGCGAGAACCUUUGGGAUUGAAGAGGCGGCGCAGGCAGCGAGCCUGGAAGUCGACUGGCAGACCAGAAUGUGGGGUGCCGUAGAGGACACGCAUGAUGUCGAGAGGGAGGAUAUAAGGAGACAGCUGGGGAGUGUUGUAUUAUUGGUAUCUGGGCAGACCAAGCAGGGAUAGACGGAGCACGUUGUACAUUAUGUAGGUACGUAGCACGAUGCUAUAAGAGAUAGACAUGUCCAAAUAUAUGUAUAUAUAUACACUAUUUCUGCGCG
This is a messenger RNA of Amorphotheca resinae ATCC 22711, 1279 nucleotides long. RefSeq lists its product as hypothetical. Gene Ontology annotation, cellular component: mitochondrion. The coding region runs from base 54 to 1184 and encodes 376 amino acids. Lineage: Eukaryota; Fungi; Ascomycota; Leotiomycetes; Helotiales; Amorphothecaceae. The record is from RefSeq and is a predicted model, not a curated record. The transcript has 2 exons. Gene Ontology annotation, biological process: mitochondrial proton-transporting ATP synthase complex assembly.